Messenger RNA from Penicillium expansum, 660 nucleotides. RefSeq lists its product as uncharacterized. The coding region runs from base 1 to 660 and encodes 219 amino acids. The record is from RefSeq and is a predicted model, not a curated record. NCBI's taxonomy places the organism in Eukaryota, Fungi, Ascomycota, Eurotiomycetes, Eurotiales, Aspergillaceae. The transcript has a single exon.
AUGCCCGUUCUACUACCGCCGCAGCUAGAACAUGUCGUUGCAACCGUUGCCCAUAGCAUGGACUUAUUGCAAGUUGACUAUGCCCUCAUGGGAGGCGCGGCUGUAUGUCUCACGGCACCCGACCCCAGUCGACGAACGGAGGAUGUUGACCUCGUAAUUCACGUUGAUCAACGAGCCAUCACUGCAGAUCUACUCACCCAGAGAUUGAUGAAUUCAUUCCCAUCCGACUUCGGUCCAGUGAGCCAGUUCGGUCAUGUCAUCCCCGCAUACAAACUUCGUUUGCCUGAAGGCUCCAUACAGCUUGUGGAGGUCGAAAUAUUUGAUUUCCCCAGCUGGCCAAACCGACCGCAGUACAAUCUUCAAACUGCUACACGAGUUACAAAAACCGUCAACGGGUACUCCGUGAAGAUGUUUAGCGCUGAAUGGCUCACACGGGAGAAGCUACUGUCACAAUACCAGCGCCAGGGUGUCAAGCAUGCGACGGAUAUCGAGGACCUGUCCCGUCUGAUGAGGUAUUGUAUGCCCCAGAAACCAGAGCUCAACUUCGACCAAGAUCAGCAAUUGCAGCUUGCCUUGUCGAGGCUUCUGGAGGAAAGACCCCGGCUACGAAAUGGUCUCCGCCGAGUCAUCAAAUGCAGGGAAAUCUUCGGCAAUUGGUAA